Baudoinia panamericana UAMH 10762 is the source of this 2740-nucleotide messenger RNA. RefSeq lists its product as uncharacterized. The transcript has a single exon. Gene Ontology annotation, molecular function: mRNA binding. NCBI's taxonomy places the organism in Eukaryota, Fungi, Ascomycota, Dothideomycetes, Mycosphaerellales, Teratosphaeriaceae. The record is from RefSeq and is a predicted model, not a curated record. Gene Ontology annotation, biological process: mRNA processing. Gene Ontology annotation, cellular component: spliceosomal complex. Bases 246 to 2561 code for a protein of 771 amino acids.
GCUUUUCGAAGCACAUCUGCCUCAGGCUGCGACUUCCUCUAUCGAACAUGGAGCUUCACAACUCAAACGAAGACUUCGCGACGAACCAACUGACUCGCACGUAUAUAAUCCUGCCUGAUAUUGUGCCUUCUGCUUCGAGCUGCUCACCAUGCGCUAAUCUGUGUUGCUUACCUUCCACGUACUCAGAAAAGGGGAGAAGACUCACUGCCCAGAUUCUUGACAGCCCGAUCGCAUUCUCCUUCAACAUGGCCUACUACGGCCCUCCAGGCGGCUACCCCAGCCAACCCCCUUACAGCCAAACACCUUUCGGCGUACCACCAGGCAUGGCACAGUCACCCACUGGUAUGCCUUCACAAUUCCAGCCUCCACCCAACAUGCCACCAGGCUUCAACCCCACCGCACCUGUCAUCCACUUUGGCAUGGACCGGGCCCCACAAGUCGACGACAUGCGCGGAGGAGGUCGUGGAGGUCGCUUAGAAGGGCGAGGUAGUAACGCCGAACCUCUGGGCGGACGGAGUCGGCUUGGACUUGGCGCCAGAGAUGAUCGUGGAGCAGGGAGGGGUGGUGAUAUCGAUGAGAGGCGUGCGGCUGUCAGAGAGAGUAUGAUGGCGCUACAGCCGCCGACGAGGGAAGAGGUUGCGCGGACGAUCUUUAUUGGUGGCUUGGGAGACGGUACGCCGGGCGAUGAGCAUAUUGAGAGUAUACUCGGCUGUGCUGGAAAGCUAAGACGGUGGACGAGAGUGAGAGAUGCGGAUGACAGGAAGUGCAAGUUCGGGUUUGCGGAAUACGAGGAUGUGGACAGUUUGGAGGCUGCGAAUGAGAUCUUUGGCGGUGGGGUGGAGGUGCCUGUUAUGAAGAAUGGCGUAGCGGAGAAAGAUGAUAGUGGCGAGGUGAAGACGACGAAGCUCCUCGUCGUGGUCGAUGAUCAAAGUAAAGAGUAUAUUAGCGAGUGGAAGGGCAGGCGGAAAGAAGACCCCGACGCAAGACAGUUCCGCAUUGAUGGCUGUCGCGAGGAUAUGCGGCAAUGCAUCGCUUCCCUCUCGAACCUCGGCGCAUUCGCCGCCAACGCAGAGGCUACCAACGGUCGACAUGACGCAAACGGCGACAUCCACAUGCAGAACGGCGAUUCGAUCGUAGCCAACGCAGACUCCGUCACCAUCCCAGUGUCACAAGAAGACGAACUAUCCGACAUACCCGUCGAGAUGCGACCCACAAUAGCCGCUGAGAUUCGAUCCUUUCGAAACCGCUCGCAUCAGAAAGAUAUCGAGAAACUUCGCCACGAAGAAGAAUUAGAAACCCUCCAGCGCCAACGUUCCGCCCCCGUCUCCAGACUCGCCCGCGACUCCCCUCCACCCGGCGGUGCAAACGGCGUCCCCGUUGGUCCACGCAGCCAAAUAGGCGUUCAAGGUGCGCCAGUCGGCCCCAAAGGUUUCCGUGGCACCCAACUCCCCUCCGACUACACCAACGGGGUCGCCUUCGUUGGUCCUAACGGCGCGACCAACGGUUCCGCCCGCGACGCCGACGAAGAUGCAGAAGAGAGCGACAGUGAGCUCGAGCGUCGCCGCCAAGCGAAGAAAGACGAGGAACUCCACCGGGCGUACCUCGACGCGGAACGCCGGUGGACUCAUCGCGAGCGCACCCGUACCGCAGCCCAUCAGCGGGAAAAGCAACGCGAGGAGGAAGAGAAGCGGGCGGUUGAGUAUCAGCGGGAGGCGCUGGAGAGGAGGUUGAGGGAAUGGGAUGAUGAUGUUGAGGCGAGGGAGGGGAGGGAGGAGUAUUAUCAUGACCGUGGGGCGUGGUUGAGGAAACGGGCGGUUUGGAGGGAGAGGGAGGGGAGGGAGGAUGAGAGGGAUCGGGUGUUGGAGGAGAGGGAGGCGGCAGAGGAGAGACGCCGUGAGGCCGAAGCGCGUGGAGGGGUGGCGGGAGAUGGGUUGGUGGAGCGGAGUGGGGAUGAGAAAGCCGGACAGCCUACUGCUGGGGCAGCGGCGGGGUUCAAGAUUUCGCUCGGUUCGGCGGCGAAAUCGCGUGCACUUCCUGCUACUGCUACUGCUACCGGACCCGGCGGCGUGGGUGUCAAGCGCGGAUUAGCAGACGUCGAAGGCCUGCUCGAAGACGAGGAAGACGCCGCUCUGGCCUCCGGCUCAGGCGGCAGAAAGAAGAUCAUGUCCCUUAAACCCCUCACCGACCUCUCCACCGUCCCCGCACCGGGCGACAUGACGGACGAAGAACGCACACGCCUCCGCACCGCCCUCGCUCGAGAGAUCCCCACGGAAACCGAUGAACUCUUCGCCACACCCCUCAACUACCGCUACCUCACCCCCAAAGUGCUGGAAGAGCAGAUCCGACCGCUUGUGGUGAAGCGGGUGGUGGAUUACUUGGGGGUGCAGGAGGAUAUGCUUGUGGAUGUUGUGGUCAGCGGGCUGGACGGGAAGCGCGGGGCGAGGGAGAUUGUGGAAGAGGUUGAGCCGGUGAUGGGGAGGGAGGAGGCGGAGGGGUUGGUGAGGAAGGUUUGGAGGGUUGCUGUGUUUUGGGGGGAGGCGGGGGGCAGGGGGUUGCUUUGAGUAGCUUCCAAAGUGGGAGACGUUGUGAUUGAGCGAGGUGAGUGUAUGUCAAGCUAUGUAUGCCUGAGUCUUCGCCCAGUGCGCAAGAACCAAUCAACCAAGAAGCUGCCAAGACUCAUUGUCCAAGUACUGCUACAUCGUGUUUCGGGCUGCGGACUUUGUAAUGCGUCAGCGCUAGA